GAAUUUGACUUUUACUGUCUGAAACAUCCAACGAAAAAUUCAGUUUUAUUGAAACACAUCUUUAACAAUUCUCAACAUUAUUCCUGCAUAACCUGCGAAGGAGACUUGAACCCAAUAUUGAUUUAUCCCUGUGAAAAAAGUCAUGUGAUGUGCCUCGACUGUUUCAAAAUUUAUUGCGAACAGUAUUUGCUUGAGAGGAAAUUCCGUUUGACGGACCUUUGUUACUCAAUAAGAUGUCCGGAUCACUGCGAACAAUCCUUCAUCCAGGAAGCUCACCAUUUUCGCAUUCUUGGAGACAUCAAGUAUGAAGAGUACCAGAAUCAGGCAACCAGGGCUUAUCUUCAAAAUACUUAUUCUGUCUACUGCCCAAACCCUCAUUGCAAAGAGUGCUUUGAGGCCGAUCUGAACGUCACUGAUAUUACCUGUUUAAGCUGCAAACACAAGUUCUGCCGUCAGUGUUCCCAUGAGUCACAUGAUGGACCAUGUGGCCGAGAAGCAGUUGAAGGAAGCGACCUGUAUCCUGAUAACCAAUUGGCACAACAGUCAGCCAUGUUGAUUCAUAAAAUCUCCAAGAAGUGUCCAAAAUGUGAAAUCAAUGUUGAGAAAAGUGGUGGUUGUAACCAUAUGAUUUGUAAAUGUGAAGCAGAAUGGUGCUGGGUCUGUGGAAAAACAUGGUCAACUGAGUGCUUGGGAGAACAUUGGUUUGACUAAAUAUCUUCGGAAUCGAUCCUCUUCUCUUGCCAUUUUAUUGAUUUUAUAGAUCAGAAUCAAUGAUACCAAUUUACUCCCAAAAAACCAUUCCAGAAUUUUAAUGAAGACACUUCACAGAGUAUAAUUACGCUCUGAUUCUAGCGAAACGGUUGAGAAGCAAAUAUAAUAAAGAAAUCUAAAGACAGAGUACCAGGGGAGUACCAUCUGGUACUCUGUCUUGAUUCUUUCUUAUAUGUUAUCUCCCUCUCUCUCUCCUUCUCUCUUGCUCACUCUCUCUGCAUCUAAUGUAAAUAUAAAAUAAACUUGUAUUCUUUUUUUUUAAUUAAUUCUUUGAUUAAAGAUAAUUUUUUUUUGUUAUUGAUCUUCUCUUUGAAGUGUUUAUGUAUUUACAUUCACACCAACGACAAGGCAUAACUGGCUGGUUAAGAAAUUUUCUUUGCACCUAUGUGGUUCUGAGUUCAAGCCCACACCAAGUCACCCUGUGCAUGUGCCUUCUACUAUAGUACUAGGGGCCAACUCAUUCCUUGUCAGUGGAUUUCUUAGACAGAAACUGAAAGGUACCCAAGAUAAGAAGGGAGAUUU
This is a messenger RNA of Octopus sinensis (East Asian common octopus), 1293 nucleotides long. RefSeq names its product E3 ubiquitin-protein ligase parkin. The record is from RefSeq and is a predicted model, not a curated record. NCBI's taxonomy places the organism in Eukaryota, Metazoa, Mollusca, Cephalopoda, Octopoda, Octopodidae. Gene Ontology annotation, molecular function: ubiquitin conjugating enzyme binding; zinc ion binding; ubiquitin protein ligase activity. The transcript is spliced from 7 exons. The annotation marks the transcript as partial. Gene Ontology annotation, biological process: regulation of mitochondrion organization; autophagy of mitochondrion; regulation of apoptotic process. Gene Ontology annotation, cellular component: mitochondrion; Golgi apparatus; cytosol.